This is a messenger RNA of Gadus morhua (Atlantic cod), 4529 nucleotides long. RefSeq names its product kinesin family member 19 (gene kif19). Lineage: Eukaryota; Metazoa; Chordata; Actinopteri; Gadiformes; Gadidae. The record is from RefSeq and is a predicted model, not a curated record. Gene Ontology annotation, molecular function: microtubule binding; microtubule motor activity; ATP binding. Gene Ontology annotation, biological process: microtubule-based movement.
CGGAUCUCCAGGGACAACACGCACACGAAAUACACCAGUCGAUUGGCUGCCAAACACAGAAUGGACUAGCCGGGAUAACGGGUAGAGCAGGUGAACUGUUGAACCGUCGUGCCUGCUAUUCACUCUGUCUGCCUCUAGAUGUGUUGUUUCGAUGAUUAGUCCCAUCGAGCAAUUCAAAUAGUUUAGGAUAAGGAGAGAAGGUUAUUUCAAGCGUUAUCCGCCAGCCAGCUUCUCUACGUGCUGUUUUUUUCUUACCGUUCUGCAACUCGCUCUACUGGAAGAAGGCAGUGUUCAAGACUUUUAAUAGCCGCGUUUAUUAUCGUGCUCGUGUUAUAUCGACAGGAGGACAGCCUUACAAGUUCACCACUAGAAGCCUUGGAGAGGGUGAGCAACAGGUGUAUUGUUCUGCAGCGGACCCUGCAGGUGUCAUCAGUCAGCAGGAUGCGGGACUAUGAGGGUCCCGUCGUCCACCAUUGACCGCCCCCCUGCUGUAUCUAAACCCGGGUCGAGGACCCUCUCCCUGGACUCCAAGAUGAAGGACACAGGGGAGACAAAGGACCACCAAUUAACCGUUGCUCUGAGGAUCCGGCCCUUGAGCGAAGCUGAGCACGAGGACGCUGCCACUGUGGUGGCCCACCGAUUGGAUGAACAGAUGGCGGUUCUCAUGGACCCGAUGGAGGAUCCAGACGACAUCCUGCGUGCCAACCGCUCCAGGGAGAAGACCUACAUGUUUGACGUGACGUUCGAUUACCUAGCCAAUCAGGAGGAGGUGUACCGCGCCACCACCAAGGGGCUGAUCGAGGGGCUCAUAUCGGGCUACAACGCCACCGUGUUCGCCUACGGACCCACAGGUUGCGGGAAGACAUACACAAUGUUAGGGACCGACAAAGAGCCCGGCAUUUACGUGCGGACGUUGAACGACUUGUUCAAAGCCAUUGAGGAGACCAGCGAUGACAUGCAAUACAGUGUUACCAUGUCCUACUUGGAGAUCUACAACGAGAUGAUCCGCGACCUGCUGAACCCGUCCUCGGGCUUCCUGGACCUGAGAGAAGACUGCAAAGGUGGGAUACAGGUGGCCGGGAUCACAGAGGUGUCCACCAUCAACGCCCGCGAGAUCAUGGAGCUGCUGGUGCGGGGCAACAAGCAGCGCACCCAGGAGCCCACGGCGGCCAACCAGACGUCGUCGCGCUCCCACGCUGUGCUGCAGGUGGGCGUCCGCCAGCAGAGCCGCAGCCGGGACGUCCUGCAGGAGGUCCGCUUCGCCCGCCUCUUCAUGAUCGACCUGGCCGGGUCCGAGCGGGCUGCGCAGACUCAGAACAGGGGUCAAAGGUUGAAAGAAGGGGCUCACAUCAACCGCUCCUUGCUUGCCUUGGGCAACUGCAUCAAUGCCCUGAGUGACAAGAACUGCAACAAGUAUGUCAACUACAGAGACAGCAAGCUCACUCGACUGCUGAAGGACUCACUCGGGGGAAACAGCCGCACGGUCAUGAUCGCGCACAUAAGCCCCGCCUCCCUGGCGUUCGAGGAGUCGAGGAACACGCUGACGUACGCGGACCGCGCCAAGAGCAUCCGCACGCGGGUCAAGAAGAACCUGAUCAACGUGUCCUACCACAUCGCCCAGUACACCAACAUCAUCUCAGACCUACACUGUGAGAUCCAGCGGCUCAAGAAGAAGAUCGCAGACCAGGCUGGUCUCCAGCUGCACACUGACCGGGCCGACAUCCGCAAUGUCCAGGCCGAGGUCCAGGCCCACUCCAGCCAGCACGGCCAGGCCCAGAUGGACCAGCUGAGGGAGCAGCUCCUGGAGGCCUUCCGGCAGCAGAUGGAGAUGAGGAGCCUGAUGGAGCUGGAGAACUCCCACAUGCAGAUACAGAUCGACACCUCCAAGCACCUGCUCACCAUCGCCGACUGGGAGCAAGAGCGAAGUCGUCGCCGUAAGAAGUGGCGCUCCGAGUCGAAGGAGAGCGUGAACAAAGACGACAGCGAGAAGGACUCGGACUCCCCGGAGUCCCCCCCCGACAGCAUGGAGACCCAGGAGGUGGUCCAGGCCCGGGAGAACCUGGUCUCCCUCAUGGCCGAGCAGAAACGCAUACGCAAGCAGAAGGGUCUCCUGGAGCGGCGGUUCCUGGAGCAGCGGGAGCGGGCGCGGCGCCUGGAGGAGAUGCUUCCCCGCAAGGUGAGCUCGGAGGAGCAGCGGGAGGUGCUCAGCCUGCUCUGCAAGGUGCACGAGCUGGAGAUCGGCCACGCCGAGAUGCAGGCCCACGCGCUGCUCAAGGACAACGUCAUCCGCCAGAAGAACUUUGUGGUGCAGCGCUUCGAGCAGCACCGCCACCUCUGCCACGAGAUCAUCCAGCAGCAGAGGCAGUUCAUCAUCGAGCACAGCCUGCUGGUCCCCUCUCCGCUCCAGGACCUGUAUGAAGUGUACAUACGGGAGCUGGACGAGGGGAACCUGGACCGCGCCGUGGCUCUGGACAAAGUCACCAUCGGACAGCCCACCAGGGAGGGCUCCCUACCAAAGAUCACCGUGCCCGGCCGCGGCCGCGCCCCUUCGGACCUGGACUCGGACCAGGACAGCGGGCGCACCGACGGCUCCGGCACCAGGAGGGGCCAGGCCAAGCUCCGCAGGCACACCCUGCCGCCGAUCCUCCCCGACCCGAGAGUGUUAAAGAAUAGCCCCCAUGCCAGGCAGAUGAAGAGCUCUGCUGUGAUGACGCCCCCGCCCAUCCACAUCAACGGGCAUGGAAACAGAGAGCUGCAGCCGCUGGCCCCAGACGGCUGCCUGAGCUACGCCCGGCUCAGCUACAGCGUCAGCAGCCACCUGGACUCGUCCCCCGAGAGCAGCGAGAUCGGCACCGACCGCCCCGCUGUCCUACAAGGAGCGGCAGCAGAUCCUCCGGGGCGUCAGAACAUCGCAGUGAAGGCGGCCCACCGCCGCACCAAGGCCCUGGAGGGGGACGCGCUGCACCUGCCCCCCCCCCCCUCGCCCCUGGACCCCCAGAAGCAGAAGAGCACCCUGUCCCUGCUGAGCGAGGCCGCGGCGCCGCCCGCCGGGCCCGCCCGCGCGCCGGGCCGCCGGCCCAGCCCCGAGCUGCGGCACGCCACCUCGGACGACACCCUGUCCAGCAGCACGGGCGAGGGGCCCCCCGCCCCCCAGGGCACCUGGACCCGCCAGCGCUUCCGCGCGCCCGCCGCCAAGAACCCCACGCCGCGCGAGCCCGACUUUGAGGCCCGCCGCAGGAAGCGCCGCUCCCGCUCCUUCGAGGUCACGGGUCAGGCACUGCCUCAGCCCAAGACCCACGCCGCCCAGAGGUUCCGCCCCCUGGACAGCACGUCGGACCCCCACCUCCACAUCAACGGACAGCCCCCCCCCAUGCUCCGCCCCCAGCUCCGGGGAGUUCCUCCGCUCACCAAAGUCAGGGGGUCCCAAAGCACCCAGCAAACCGGCACCAUCGCAGAGUCCUCCACAGUCCCCCUGACCAACCUGAAGAGGGUGUCCCAGCUGAGGCAGCCGCUCCUCUACAUCACAUCCGGGGCCCAGCGAACACGCAGGCACUGAGCGGCGUGACCCCCGUCCUCCCGUCCCCCCCAUCGCCCAUCACACACGUCAAAAAAUAGAACCGCUCUUAACCACAACCCCCUCGGUAUAAGCAGAACGUGCUAACCGCGCGGGGGAGCCUGCAAGAUGUCUCUUACUAUUAGGAUGCAGAGUAAUCCAACCUCCAGGGAUCCUUUCUAAGGACAGUCGGCCGCUCUGGGCUCAGACAUUAGGCCAGAUAGUACGGCAGUGUUAUGGGCACUAGCUAAACGCUAGCCGUUUGGUCCCGUGCAGGUCCCUAAUUGGCUUAUUUUGGGACUCUGAGUGAUUCCCGGUAGGGCUCAUUGCAGUCCGCUCGCGCCAUCGAGACUAAAGAGGCGUUUUAAUCAGUGGUGUGUGAAAGCUAAUUGUUUUCACAGCAGCAAAAUAUUGUGAAAUGUUUGGGAUACAGAAUUGCUAAUUGGUACAAAAGCCACAUACUUGGUAGAUGAACGUUGUUGACUAUUAGUGACUCAGCUGUAAGUUACUCAGCUAAAUACUAAAGAUAUGGGAUACCUUACAUGCGGGCGAACUGAUCUUUAAGGACAAAAGGGCCGAUAAACAUCACUCUAGAGAUCCACAUCUCGAUAACCAACAGCCAUCCGUAGAACAGCCCCUUCAGUCAUGUUUGGUCUUGAAAUGAACACGACUCAUUCGGCGGUCAUAUCGCUGUACUCAAACAGUUUAAUUCAUUCCCGUAGCCCUUUGCCUUUGUUCCCCACAAACAUGGCUGCUAUGUGUCAUGCUUUUUGGUAAUAACUAUUGCUUACUGUAAGCAAUGGACAUAUAUAAAAACGACUUUGUUAAAUGUGUUGUUUUUUUAAUAUUAAAUGGUUUAUUUAACGGCUGCCUUUUCUUUUGUCACCACAUUGUUGUUUUUAUUUGUUUUCGUAAGUACUACUUUCUAUGCUUUAUUUUGUACAUUCUUUUUUGUAUUCAAAUAAAUUCAAAUGAU